AUGCAAAUUCCAAAGCGAGACUCACACCCAGCCGAUCCAAGCGAGCCCUCAUUCCUUGACCGGCCAGGCGAGAUCCGCAACUUGAUUUACGAACAGUUGUUCAAGCGCGCCAAACCAAUCCUCCUUCACAACACCGAUGCUUACCAUGCGGUCGAACCCAAACGAAGGAAUUACGAAACAGACCAGGAAUUCUACGCCUUAACAACCAGGUUCGACACGGAAUUUGAAUCCAGAAUCGGCGCCGAUGAUGAGUUCACACACGAUUUCCACUUGGGAUUACCGCUGCUGUUGGUCUGUCGACAGGUUUACCAUGAAGCGGCCAGUGUGUUUUAUAGCGACAAUACCUUCGUUUUCUCGCGUGUGCUCGAUCGCCAUGAUGGGAGAAAUAACCCGCGCUAUGACGACUUCGAUGGGAAAGCUUAUCAUCAGUUCGCAUAUGCUUCCGUAUGGCUAUCCAACAUUGGCAGUCAGUUUGGGAUGCUAAAGAAGGUACAUAUCGAUGUCGACGCUAUGUGCUAUCCCGCUUGCAAGCAUCAACUUGAUGGUUUCGAUGCAUUGCCUUUGUUACGAUUGCUUUGGAAGGAUGGUGCAGAAAAGUCACCAAUGACAUUCGCUUGCACUCGUAGGAGACUGGACCCUGAGUGCGAGAACGCUUUUGCACGGACUGAUGAAAGGAAGAAGCGGUAUGAGGAGCAGAAAAUACAGUACCCGAAGAACUUGGUCAAUGACUUCAAUGCAAUCGUCUCCAGUUUGAUCGGAAACGGAGAAUUCAGUCUGCAAAGAUUCGCCAAUUUCGACCGGCUUAUUCACUUUGUCAGCAUGCAUUUUACGGAACGAUACAUGCGAGUCACAUUUGACAAGGAACAUAGUCACUGGAGGGAGUUCGCAGUCGACCAGAAUGGAGACGUCAUCAUCAGACAACUGGGCUCAAAGCCACGCCACCUUCUAGACCUUCCUCGAAGUAUUCUGUCAAAGAUCAUGAAACUAGCGGCACUAUCGCCUGAAGGUCCCAUACUAGACAUGGACAAUCAUACCAUACAUGGGCUACAGCUGAAUAUCUGGCAGCUCAGCAGGGAGUCACGUUCUGACUUUAUGAUCAGGAACAUGUUAUCUCACAACACAAACGUUACCAUGGUCAAAACGAGUACCAAGAGUAGGACCAGUUUCAAGGACUUCCACUUUUUGCGAGUACACUGCCUGACACGUCCUUGUUGCUUCUUCGUACCCAGAUGGGAUAGAUCCAUCGCGUCAUUCAACAUCGCUCUCGUCUUCGAAACCGCCGCCGCAACAUCACUAAGCACGCUGCGUAUCAACAUCGUAGGCCUCAUAAAGGCGUUGAAAGAUGCCGCAAAAGAACAGGUGAGCAUCUCCAUCUCGCUCAAGCGCCCAGGGGCAGAUGCGUGCGAAGGAAUGCAUAGUGGCAAGAUUCCCCUGCCAGAUCUGGAGCGAAGAGUCUUCUUGCUCCUAUCUGAUGUCAUAGCUGGCUGGGACGUUGCAGAGGACAAGCUACCGGAUAUCUGGAUGGACGGGCACGGGAAGCUCAUCAGCGCGACGUACUCUGCUUCUGCUACUGUAUUAGCUAGCCGCGUUGAGAACCGGCAUGCGAAGCUCAAAUCAGUCGAGCUGCAGCAAAGAGGGUACCAAUUUGCUAUGGACCUGUCUAAUGACAAAAAGGACGUGGAAGGGGGUCGACGCGCUAUGUGGUCCGCGCUCCGAAAAGAGUAUUGGAAUGAUUGGCAGGAUUCGGCACGGAAGGAGAACGGAGGAGGACAGAUUGGACAUAUAUAUAAGGGAGAGAGAUGA
Messenger RNA from Alternaria ventricosa, 1803 nucleotides. RefSeq lists its product as uncharacterized. NCBI's taxonomy places the organism in Eukaryota, Fungi, Ascomycota, Dothideomycetes, Pleosporales, Pleosporaceae. The coding region runs from base 1 to 1803 and encodes 600 amino acids. The transcript has a single exon. The record is from RefSeq and is a predicted model, not a curated record.